CACGCGGUAAGGGUCACAUUGCACAUACACCAACGUUCCCGGUUAUUUAUAACCGUAGAUAAAUACUACCUCGCGGUCGGCAACAGUUUUUGUGAUUUUAUUGAGGUUUUUUUUUGUUUCAAAAAUUAAAUAGUAAAAAAAAAGACGCUAGCUCGCCAACGAAUCCAGCCAAAAGGAACGAAAAAGGAAGCAUUGUCCACCAGCAACCAUAAAAAAAAAUCAUCAACUAAAUCAGGAAAAAAAAAAAAAGAAACAGAAAAUAAGGAGCGAGACAUCGAGGGAUGUCGUACUACUUUCGCGAGCGUCCGCGUUUCGGCGAGCGAUUUCGUGGAAAAUCCGGGGACGAGCUGCUUCAAGAAUUCAAGCAGCAGCUUGACGAGGAUCGCCCGUUUUUCGAGACCCCAACGACGACGGGGACGACGACCGCCGGUACCAAUGGAACCUCAAGGCCGGCGAGGGAUCCCUUCGAGCGUCACACUUCGUUCCCGAGGGGCUUUCCGUUCGACGACGAAGGUUUCGGCCGCCGAGGUGACAUCCGCUCCCACCUGGACAACCUAGCCGCCCGCCACCCGGAGUUUGCCGACCACCUUCUGGGCCCACCCUGGGCCGACGUGCCCUUCGGAGGCGGCGGCUCCCUCCACCGCAACCGCAACCGGCGCGCGUCCGCCGCCAACAACCACCAGCAACCCGACGAGGACGCGCGCUCUCACACGAGCGGGGGCAGCGGAGCUAGUUCCCACGGCAGCGAGCCCGAGAACGUUGCCGAACACAAGCCCAAAAAUCCCCCGGGGCUGCGUACCAACCAUACCCUCGACAUCGGCCAGCACCAGCACAACAUGGAAAAUCCCCAGCAGCAACAGCGCAACGUGAGAUCGAUGUCCGCGCCCCCGGAGAACCGCAACAACCAAAACGAGCACCCGAGAUUCGUCUCGAGGGUCGACAUCACGCCACAGGGUUCACCGCAGCAGCAGCAGCAGCAGGCGAACCAUCAGUCGCCGCAGCAGUCGCCCCAGCCGCAGAACCGCGAAAAAUCGCCGGCGCCUCAGCAGCAGAAGCCUCAGGCGCAGCAGUCACAGCCGAGUCACGGUACAGUGAGGCACAUACCGAUUUUCGUGGAAGGCCGGGACGAGCCGGUGAUCACCAGGAACAAGGAUCGCCGAGUCCCAGAGGCCCCGGCGCCGGUCGCCGACGAGCCGGACUUUCCGCGGCGCCAACAGUCGCCGCCCCACUUCCAGAGGCCCUCGCACUUCACCAAGCAAGUGCCUUCCAGCUGGACGCACUUCCAGGAUCCCUUCUUCGAGCACUCGAGCAGCCCGUGGCCACCGAGACACCCGGCCCGGGACUCGCCCUUCGGCUCGUUCAGGCACACCGACAAGCAGCCCAGACACACGCAACAGUUCCAAGAGCCCCAGCACCAAACGAGGCGACAGGCACCACAACAACAUCAACAGCAGCAUCACACGCCAGCACAGAGCGAGCCACAGUCCGAGCCGCAACCUCCCAAGCCCAAGACACAGAUUCAGCCGAAAGACCCACUUGAGAAGGUUGCGUUGGUGCAACAGGAGGUGGACGCGCUGACUGAACAAGUUAGGCUUUACACGGGCAACUCGCGAACGGACAAGCAGUACAUGUAUCUGGACGAGAUGUUGACGCGCGAGUUGAUAAAGCUCGACGACAUUGAGACCGAGGGCAAGGAGAACGUGAGGCAGGCGCGGAAACAGGCCAUUAAGAGCAUACAGGAGUCGAUUAGUUUGCUCGAGUCGAAGGCCCCGUUGCCAGGACAGCAGCAAGAGUCUCAGGUCGUGGGGAAUGCCGUUGACGAGCCCAUGGAGAGCGAUCCGAGCCAAGAUGGCAAACCUGCCGAGUCCAUGGACACUUCUGAGCCGCCAGCGACAGAGGAACAAAAAGCGAUUCCGCUGCCAGCGCCUACCUCACCGACCAAGGCUACAGCGCCGGAAGAAGCGAAACCUCCCGAGGAGCCAGCCUCCAAAAUAACCGAGCAAAAGCCAGAACUAGAACAGCCAGUGGAAAGCAAUACUCAAACUAAUGAAGCUCCAAGCGCGCCAGUUCAACCUGAACCGGCUGCUACGGUACCUGCAGAAGCUAGCCCUCAGGAACCGCCUCAGAAGGUAGAAGAAGUCAAGACCAGCGAAGAGCCUAUGGAGAGCAACAGUGUUCCUUGCUCUCAGGCAGAGCAGCAACAACCGGACGUAGAGAUGAGGCAGCCUUCGCCUGCAAAAGAAGUGCAGACUAGCGUGGAACCUGAAAAGGCUAGCGAGGCUCCGGCAGUGCCUGUCCAGGAGGAGGAAAAGGUCGCCGAAUCUGAGGAACAAAAAAAUCAUCCAAAGUCAAAGACCGACGUUACCACAACUACCGUUUCUACCACUGAGAAGCCUAAGAAGGAGCCGCCACCGGUGCCUGCCAAGGCAGGAAAGUCACCUAAGAAAGCAAAGAAGACCCCGAAGAAACAGCCACAGCCCGAGCCUGUUUCCCAGACUGCAAUACCCAUGCCAGCUCCUGGACAGUAAGGUUCAAGAGAACAAAGACUAGCCCUUAGACGUUUUUUGUUGAUUCGUAAUCGUACCGAGGACUGAGAAAAUCGGGAAGCUUUGCUGUUAUCAAUAUUUUUUGUUUGUUUAAUACCCAUCGACACUGCAUGAUCAUCAUCAGUCCAACCAUUAGGUUUUUUUUUCACCUUGUGAACUGAAUAAAUACGCACGGGAUUGAGUAAAAAAAGCUGCGCUAGUCGUGGUUUAAAGUGCCGAUGGAGUCGAAAAGCCUCUCGAGAUUGAAAUAAAAAAAAAAGAUAAUAAAAACAAUAUAUGGACUGUGAAUGAGUGAGUCUAUUAAAAAAAAAAAUUUGCUUCCUUUGCAUUAUGUACGUAGGUGCCAUGAGAUAAUUUUUGUUUCGUUCUAUUUCUUGGUGCGAAGAUAGGCACGGUCUUACGGUUCAAAGGAAGCUUUUGUAGAUACUUUUAAUAAGAAAAGAGAAGAAAAAACUAAGUGGACUUUGUAGACCUGUAGAGAUUGGUUGUUCUUUUUUUUAUAAAUAAAUAUUUAUACAAAUAUACAUGUAUGUAAUUGUGAACGUCUGAGAGACGCAAGCCUCGAAGAGAAGAAACAUCGAACCAUAAAUUCGUAUCUCCGUAUAAGCGCUGUUUGGCUUGCAUAAACUUAAAAUCUUGAAGCACCAUGUUUUUCCGUUUCUUUUGUCUUAUCUUUUUUUCAAAUUUCUGUAGGAGAAAGCGUUAGAUAGCGCUGUACUCAAGCGAGAAAUAUAGAUUACGACUGUCUUCUCAGCGAAAUUGUAGCCUCGAAUGUUUGAUUUUCUGUAUUUCUUUUAAAAGUGAGCGAAAAAUGAUUUUCACAUAACAAGAAUCCUUUAUUUUAAUUUAUUUCAUCCGUUCGAAAUAUACUUUGGCGAUGCGGUUGCUUCGAGAGUGUGUUGAGAAGUUGAACGCAUUUUAGCACAUUAUUUAAAAAAAUUUGUCAUUACGUGACCUUAGGCUAUGUGUUCGAGGAAAUAUUUAGGAUCUAAGCAUUAAGUAUUUGAUGAAGAGAUAAAAAUUGAAAGCGAAUAAAAACACUUGUAUUUAAAAA
This is a messenger RNA of Copidosoma floridanum, 3600 nucleotides long. RefSeq names its product BAG domain-containing protein starvin (gene stv). The record is from RefSeq and is a predicted model, not a curated record. Gene Ontology annotation, molecular function: protein-folding chaperone binding. Lineage: Eukaryota; Metazoa; Arthropoda; Insecta; Hymenoptera; Encyrtidae.